Messenger RNA from Diceros bicornis minor, 3698 nucleotides. It is a transcript of the gene ADCK1, whose product is annotated as aarF domain containing kinase 1. Gene Ontology annotation, cellular component: mitochondrial inner membrane. Gene Ontology annotation, molecular function: protein kinase activity; ATP binding. The transcript has 12 exons. The record is from RefSeq and is a predicted model, not a curated record. Gene Ontology annotation, biological process: lipid homeostasis; mitochondrion organization; protein phosphorylation. Bases 294 to 2207 code for a protein of 637 amino acids. NCBI's taxonomy places the organism in Eukaryota, Metazoa, Chordata, Mammalia, Perissodactyla, Rhinocerotidae.
GAAGUGUUUCUACCUACGGAAGAAAUUCUAAGGUUCAAAGUUGAAGUGCGGAGCAGCGGCGCGAAUUAGUGGACAGCGGCCACUACUGUGGCUACUUGAAAAUCUCUGUUCAGUGCCAGGCCCCCUUUUUUUUCAGGAAAUCUUGUUUCGGGACAGAGACGGGAGAGAGACUUCGGCAGACAAACGGCCGGAAGACCGCUUCACUCCGCCCAGACAAACAAGCCACUGCCCUCCAUACCCCAUCGCGCCCACCCGAGCCGCGGACCCGAGGGAGCGCUCUCCACACCCCCAAGAUGCUUAAGCCAAAAACACGUGGGACUCCUCGGCACCUGAGGCCACAGAACUCUUCGCCACGCCGCGGCUUUCGGCCCCAUCGAGGGGGCGAACUCAACCCGGGAAGCCGCUCAGGAAAGACCCCAGCUUCGGCGAGGCCUAGUCGCCCCGGCGGCCGGCGGGAGGGCCUAGCCGUGAUCUCGGCCAACGCUGCUCUGUGCCCCAGGCCGGGUCACCGCCCGGAGAGUGUGGGCAGAGAAAAGAAAAAGAUUUUGAUGGUUUACAUGACUGCAAGGAAGAUUGAAUCUCUCUCACCAUUGUAUCCCUAUCACCUUUGCCUGCACGAUUUUGGGUCUGGGGACAUGGCCAGAAGGGCUCUCAAGCUUGCUUCGUGGACCAGCAUGGCUCUCGCCGCCUCUGGCUUCUACCUUUACAGUAACAAGUACUUGGACCCGAAUGACUUUGGCGCUGUCAGGGUGGGCAGAGCAGUUGCUACGACAGCUGUCAUCAGUUAUGACUAUCUCACCUCCCUGAGGAGUGUCCCCUAUGGCUCAGAGGAGUACGUGCAGCUUCGAUCCAAGGUGCACCUCCGUUCUGCCAGGCGUCUCUGUGAGCUCUGCUGUGCCAACCGGGGCACCUUCAUCAAGGUGGGCCAGCACCUGGGGGCUCUGGACUACCUGCUGCCCGUGGAGUACACCAGCACGCUGAAGGUGCUGCACAGCCAGGCCCCGCAGAGCAGCAUGCAGGAGGUCCGCCAGGUCAUCCGCGAGGACCUGGGCAAAGAGAUCCAUGAUUUGUUUGUGAGCUUUGACGACACCCCUCUGGGGGCUGCCUCCCUGGCCCAGGUCCACAAGGCAGUGCUGCAUGAUGGGCGGACGGUCGCCGUGAAGGUCCAGCACCCAAAGGUGCAGGCUCAGAGCUCAAAGGAUAUUCUCCUGAUGGAGGUGCUCGUCCUGGCUGUGAAGCAGCUGUUUCCAGAGUUCGAGUUCAUGUGGCUGGUGGACGAAGCCAAGAAGAACCUGCCUUUGGAGCUGGAUUUCCUCAACGAAGGGAGGAACGCCGAGAAAGUGGCCCAAAUGCUCAAGCACUUUGACUUCUUAAAGGUCCCCCGAAUCUACUGGGACCUGUCCACCAAGCGGGUCCUUCUGAUGGAGUUUGUGGACGGUGGGCAGGUCAAUGACCGUGACUACAUGGAGAGGAACAAGAUUGACGUCAAUGAGAUCUCGCGCAACCUGGGCAAGAUGUACAGUGAGAUGAUCUUUGUCAACGGCUUUGUGCACUGCGACCCCCACCCGGGCAAUGUGCUGGUGCGGAAGCACCCAGGCACAGGAAAGGCAGAGAUUGUCCUGUUGGACCACGGGCUCUACCAGGUGCUCACGGAAGAGUUCCGCCUGAAUUACUGCCACCUCUGGCAGUCGCUGAUCUGGACUGACAUGAAGAGAGUGAAGAAAUACAGCCAGCGCCUGGGAGCUGGGGAUCUCUAUCCACUGUUUGCCUGCAUGCUGACGGCCCGGUCGUGGGACUCGGUCAACAGGGGCAUCGGCCAAGCUCCAGUCACCGCCACUGAGGACACAGAGAUCCGCAACAAUGCGGCCAACUACCUCCCCCAGAUCAGCCAGCUCCUCAGUCACGUGCCGCGCCAGAUGCUGCUCAUCUUCAAGACCAACGACCUGCUGCGCGGCAUUGAGGCCGCUCUGGGCACCCGCGCCAGCGCCAGCUCCUUCCUCAACAUGUCACGUUGCUGCAUCAGAGCGCUGGCCGCGCACAAGAAGAAGAAUACCUGUUCGUUCUUCAGAAGGACCCAGAUCUCUUUCAGCGAGACCCUCAGCUUAUGGCAGAUCAACCUUCAUGAACUCAUUCUACGUGUGAAGGGGCUGAGGCUGGCCAGCUGGGUCUUGGCCCUGCUUUCCUGGCUGUUGCCUGCUCCACACUGAGGGGACUUGCUGCCCUCUCCCCCUGUACAGUGUGACCCUGUGGUGGGCAAGGGGUCUCCCUCACUCCUCACUCUUUUGUUGUGUCUCCACCCAGUUGCCUCGUUUCUGCCAUGUGGUGGCCUGGACCCCCACGGUCACUAUGCAUGGCCCCACGUACUCCACCUCUGGAAUUCCUCUCACACACGGUAGCCCUCGUCUCUGGGCCCACAAGCUGUGCUGUGCGAUACGUUUCUCUCCUUAUCCAGGGAGAAGGUCCCGCAGUCCACUUUCCCUCUCCUGCUAUGUGCUGUUGGGUUGGAUGCCCCCCCACUUCUGUUAACCCUUCCUGUUGUCAGGAUGGACCAUGAAUCCCACUGAGGGCAUAUUUAACUUACAGGAAGUUUGAUUUUGUUGGAGGGGCGCAUGGGCUCUGAGCUUGCUAGAGGACGGCUUCUCUCUCACUGUCACCUGUUGCCCUGUCACUCCCCAGAGGUGUCACACCUUAGCGAGGUGCUUGGCAUCUGAGGCAUGCUCCUUUGUGUCAUGAUAACCCCUUUGGUGUUUUAUAUACUGUAUUUCAGUAAAAACUCCUUCAGGGUUACAGGGCAGGGCUUGGUCGGUGGGAUUUUUGUUCUAGGUUGCGAGUGAAUCCACUUUGGCCAUUAGGUACGAGUGAACCUGGACGCCAUGUGCCGUUGUGGUCUGCUUGGCUUCUUGCCCCUGUAUCCUUCCAGCCUCCCACUAUGGGGCCGCUUCCUGCUCCUUGUAGAUUCUCUGCCUUUCCAGGACUGAGACCUUGGUCGGAAGAGUUGAGGAGCUUAAGGCCAGGGACUCAGAGGCCCAGCUGAAACCGUGGACUUUGGUUCCCGUGGGUUCUCACCUCAUUCCCUGUGGCCUGGGCACCUGUCGUGUUCUGCUAGUUGCUUCCUGACUUAGCCCUUUGGCUCGUCAUUCGAUGCCCCCUGUCCUGGAGACUAUAGUCUAAACCUCAGUCACUCUGAAACCUCCUUUUCCCCUGUCUGGACUCUGUUCUUCCACCUUAUUGUCUGCGGCCAGCCUGCCCCUCCCAGCUCGAUCAUCUGCCCCUGUUUCUGGGACAGCCCCAAACUCCACUCUAACUGCUGGAUCUGUGCUCUCCAGGUGCCCAAGACCUCACAUUUGGCAGGUCCUGGCUCUCACGGAGCACCCAUGCUCACAGACAGUGAUUGUAUUUGAGUCUCUCUGACCUUACUUCACCCCAUUCAUGGGGCAGAAAAACCUCGAAUUUGAGUCUCAUUUUCUGUUCUCUUUAUUCAUAAUACAACAAGCAGAUUUUCCACUGACCAGAGACGAUUGCAAUCCCUUUAUUUCCUGAAAGAAUUAAUUGUUCUUAGUGACCAGUUGGAUGCACCCAGGGACCUGAGAGAAUAAUUUGCAAGAUCUGUUAUUAAUCAUGGAGAUGCAUGCUGCAUAUUAUAUUUUAUGGUGUCUUUUAUAGGCGCUGAAGUAAAUAUAAAUGUCCUUUGUGUUCAA